Messenger RNA from Amblyraja radiata (thorny skate), 3036 nucleotides. RefSeq names its product 5'-nucleotidase domain containing 3 (gene nt5dc3). Bases 118 to 1824 code for a protein of 568 amino acids. The record is from RefSeq and is a predicted model, not a curated record. Gene Ontology annotation, molecular function: 5'-nucleotidase activity. Lineage: Eukaryota; Metazoa; Chordata; Chondrichthyes; Rajiformes; Rajidae. The transcript has 14 exons.
GUGACGACAGGCGGGUUGUAGCGGCGAGUGUGAGUGUUGCUGAACGUGUCUCCACGGCUCUAGGACACGGGCCGCGCUGCGAUAUCAACAUCAACACACACACGCACCUCCCAGAAGAUGACCACUCGGACGCUGGCGAGCAGGGUGGCGAGAAGAGGCUUCCUCUCCUGGACUGACACUCCUUCUCCUCCACCGCUGGGCUGGUCUGGCCGGGCUUGGCUGCCCGUCACCCGCUCUGUAUGCGGUUCCCCGUGUCUCCAGCCCUUGUCCCGGCGCCGGACCGCCGCAGUACCGGCGCUACCACGGGCUCCCUACACCGACAGCGCCGCCGGCACUCGCAGCUACCUCUGGUCUCUGUACAACGAGACCAAGAAAGAUCUGAGUUUCCCAGGGAGAUCCAAUUACCUUAACCCAGACGGGAUCUUUGCCAACAAUGAGGUUUGCCUCUCGGACAUUGAGAUUUAUGGCUUUGACUAUGACUACACUCUAGCUUUUUACUCCAGCAACCUGCACACUUUAAUCUUCAACACUGCUCGAGAAAUCCUCAUUGAGCAACAUAAUUAUCCAGAUGACCUGAGGAGUUAUGAUUACAACCCUAAUUUUGUGAUACGUGGACUUCAUUAUGACGUACAAAAGGGAAUUGCGAUGAAGAUUGAUGCAUUCCACUACAUGCAGUUGGGAACCGUGUACAGAGGGCUAAACCCAGUUCCUGACGAGCAAGUGCUUGAAAUAUAUGAAGGGACCCAUGUUCCUCUGGAGCAUAUGAGCGACUUUUAUGGCAAGAGUUCACAUGGAUUUGCAAUGAAGCAGUUUAUGGACAUAUUCUCCUUACCGGAACUUACACUGUUGUCUUGCGUCAAUGACUACUUCAUCAAGCAGAAUAUUGACUUUGAACCAGUUUAUGUUUACAAGGAUGUUAAGGAAGUAAUUCGAGAUGUUCAUGUGAAAGGAAUACUGUAUCGGGCAGUUGAGCAGGACAUUGAAAAAUAUCUCUCUCAUGAGGAGAAAACAGGCGCUGUUCUGGGAAGAUUGAUCAACAGUGGCAAGAAACUAUUCCUCAUUACAAACAGCCCCUUUAGCUUUGUGGAUAAAGGAAUGCAGUACAUUGUUGGCAAAGACUGGCGUGAUUUAUUUGACAUCAUCAUAGUCCAAGCGGAGAAGCCGGAGUUCUUUAACGACAAACGAAGACCGUUCAGGAGAGUAAAUCAAAAAGAUAAAUUACACUGGGACAAAAUCAACAAAUUGGAGAAAGGGCAAAUCUACAAACAGGGCAACUUGUAUGAAUUUUUGAAACUCACAGGCUGGAUCGGUUCAAAGGUGCUUUAUUUUGGGGAUCAUAUUUACAGUGAUCUGGCUGAUUUGACCUUGAAACAUGGCUGGAGGACAGGAGCUAUUAUCCCUGAGUUGCGAUCCGAGAUUAAGACCAUGAAUACGGAGGAAUACAGCCAGGUGGUUGUGUGGCUACAGGGUCUCACUGGACUACUUGAGCGUGUACAGGUGUAUGAAGAUGCAGAGUCCCGGAUGUUGCUUCAGGAAUGGAUAAGAGAGAGAAACCAGUUGAGGGAGCUGACCAAGACCAUCUUCAACCCCCAGUUUGGGAGCAUUUUCCGGACUCACCACAACCCCACCUACUUCUCGCGGCGGCUUUCGCGCUUUGCCGAUAUCUACAUGGCCUCCUUGAGCUGCAUCCUGAACUACAACUUGCACAACACCUUCUACCCACGGCGGACCCCGCUACAGCACGAAGCCGCCCUGUGGACGGACCAGCCGUGUGGAAGCAACCUCAAGGCCACCCGCGUGGAGGGGAUGGCGCAGAUUGAGUGAGGCGUUGGAAACCGCAUCUGACCGCAGCGAACGUGACAGACUAGUCACAGUUCAGAGCUUUGCUUCCAUCGUUUACUAACUUGUGUUACAUGAACUUCACUGAGCUGAAACUUUGAGCGUGCUGGGAACGUGUUCAGCCAAGCUUUUGUUUCCCCCAUGACAAAGACGGGAUGUUAUCACUGAGUCGCCAUUUAAUUCCUUGCAAGUACAUCUCCAUCUUGAGUUUGUUGGGUUAUCCUUUCCCGGGUAUCCACGUGGAUUUGAAGAAUGUUGUUGUUGCCUCGAGCAAUCUUGCAACCCGCAUCGCUCGCUGGUCUGACUUGAUAGACACACAGGGUCUCUUGCCCAGACUAGGGGAAUCGAGAACCAGAGGGCAUAGGUUCAAGGUGAAGGGGGAAAGAUUUAAGAGGAAUCUGAGGGGUAUCUUUUUCACACAAAGGAUGGUGGGUGUAUGGAAAGAGCUGCCAGAGGAGGUAGUUGAGGGAGGGACUAUUGCAAUGUUUAAGGAACAAUUAAACAGGUAGGACAGGUUUGGAGGGAUAUGGGCCAAACACAGGCAGGUGGGACUAGUGUAGAUGGGACAUUUUGGUCAGUGUAGGCAAGUUGGGAGGAAGGACCUGUUUCCAUGCAGCAUGACUCUGACUUGCGAGUGUUUAAAUGGAGAAGGUUUACCGGGGAUCUUUUCAUGGGAGUAAGGGAAGGGUAAGGAUUUAUAAGAACGUUUGAUUUGGGUUUUCUAGAACCGAUAUCUCUCGCUUUGUGUGUGGAGUUAUUCAGAGAAAGGAUCAUUAAGCCACCUUGUUGUCAUAAACACCACAGCCACACCACCUACUGUGUUCAGCUUUAGAUGAGAACAUGGAGCUAUAUAUAUGGACUAACUUGAGACUAGGUGAUUUACAGUAUCUCAGCAUUAACUCCUCAUGUAUCUCCACAAUGUACCCUAUCCUGAAUUCUGCAAACAAUUUAUGAAGGAAGUUCGGCUUAAAAAUAUAUGUUAGCUACAUGCAGGUAGAUAUACUGUUGACAAAUAGCUUUGCCAGUCUGUUUACUCGUUGGUACGGAGUGAGUUAAUCUUGUUUACAUGUGUACACGUAGGUUUUGUGUGAUAUUGUCGAUCGGGCCCUGUUGCAUAUGUCGUAGGUUAUUUUUAAUGUAGAAUUGAGUGUGAUUUUCUGUGUGUUCAUCUGGAAACAUAAUAAAGAUGCAUAAAAA